This is a messenger RNA of Musca domestica (house fly), 521 nucleotides long. RefSeq lists its product as uncharacterized. Lineage: Eukaryota; Metazoa; Arthropoda; Insecta; Diptera; Muscidae. Bases 38 to 502 code for a protein of 154 amino acids. The transcript is spliced from 4 exons. The record is from RefSeq and is a predicted model, not a curated record.
CAGUUUAUUGCAAAUCUUCAAAAACGGAGCAUCAUCAAUGGGGACUCUCACAAAACAGUCGUACAUAAUUGGCUUCUUCGCAUUGGCCAUAGCGCUUUUCUAUAUUGCAGUUGAUGGCUCUAAAUUAUAUACGAAACUCAAAACUCUAGACGGUCCGAAAGAUAGCCGCGAUGACUACUUCAAAGAUGUGGCUCUCAGGUUGGGAGCAUAUGUUACGGCUGCCUUUAUUGCCAUUCUUCUAAUAUGGGGAAUUAAACAGAAAAUCCCUAUGGCCACUGUUCCCGCCAUAUUGUGUCCGCUUGGUGCAAUGGGUUAUACCAUAUUUUUUGUUGGUUAUAACUUGAUAUUUAUGCCAUUCGGCCAAUUUGAGUUGUUACAAAAGUUUUUGCCAUUUUUGGGAUUGGAAGUCCUCAUUUUCUACGUACUGGUUUCGAUGUUUCGCCAAAUUAAACACCAAAAACUGGAACAAGAGCGCCUAGAAAAUUCCCAAAACCCAAACUAGAUUUGGAUUUACCAGAAAU